Lactuca virosa is the source of this 288-nucleotide messenger RNA. Lineage: Eukaryota; Viridiplantae; Streptophyta; Magnoliopsida; Asterales; Asteraceae. The record is from the annotation of a GenBank genome assembly.
AUGCAUCUUUGCGGUAGCGAUGUACCCAUGAUUCGUCGAGUCAGUGAUACUGAACAUGGCAGAUUGCCUGUCGUACGUGACGAUCGGAAGCACGGUGAAGAAGCCGAAGGAACAUGUUGCUCGGGGAUUAAAUCGGUGUUGAGAACAGACGCACAUUAUUUGUGUGAAGCGUUCAAAAACAGUGCACAAUUGGGCACAUCGCUGAAUGCCACCAAAGCCCUAGCUUUGCCUGCUGCUUGCGAUAUUAACGCUCCAUCUGUUACUAACUGUGGAAUUAAGCCUAUCUAG